Lobosporangium transversale is the source of this 1650-nucleotide messenger RNA. RefSeq lists its product as hypothetical. Gene Ontology annotation, cellular component: cytoplasm. Lineage: Eukaryota; Fungi; Mortierellomycota; Mortierellomycetes; Mortierellales; Mortierellaceae. Gene Ontology annotation, biological process: proteolysis. The transcript is spliced from 5 exons. Bases 18 to 1643 code for a protein of 541 amino acids. The record is from RefSeq and is a predicted model, not a curated record. Gene Ontology annotation, molecular function: manganese ion binding; metalloaminopeptidase activity.
UCAUCAUUUCCCUCACCAUGACUCUUGCUCUCCCAGCCAUUGUCUCUGCUUCCUCCGCUGACCUCACUUCCUCAGGCAGCGGUAGUCAGUUUGACGCUGUUAUUGCAGUCUAUCCAAAGGUUUCUCAAGACCUUCUUUCAGACCUCUCCCUUAAUGCUUACAGUGCGAUUGACAAAGACUUUGGCUCGAGCCUAACAGUAGUUCCUGACCCGAACGUUGCUGGUGGCCGCCUGAUUUUGGCCCCCACUGGGUCCCUCAAUGGCGACUCGGAUGACGUGCGCAAGUUUCAGGAGACAACCAAGGCUGCUAUGAAACGUGCUCAGGCUGCUGGUGCUGUGGCCCCUCUCAUCUAUUUCCCUUAUAAGAUCGAUGGUGAUGAUGCUGAGGGCGAUUAUGUAAAGUAUAUCGAGGUUUCCCUAUUGGGCGCGCUGAGCGCUGUUUUUGAUCCUAUUGAUGUCCGUGAACAUUAUGAGAAGAUUGGCAAGAGCCAAUAUACAAUUCAAAAGAUCGGUGUCCUUAGUUCCACCAGUUCUGAACUCACGGACGAACGCAUUCAAUUUGUCAGUGCUAUUGAAUUAGGUCGCCGUGUUGCCAAAGAUCUUGGAAGUCCCAACUGCGAGCGCAUGACUCCUAUCAAGUUCACAGAGUAUGUGGAGUGCUACUUCAAACCCAAAUCGGAUAUCAAACUGACUGUUGUAGAAGACAUUAAUGUUAUCCAGAAGGAAUAUCCUCUCCUUCACGCAGUGUCCCGCUGCUCCUUGUCUGUUCCCAGACACUUUCCUCGUGUUGUCAAACUCGAGUACAAGUCAGCAGAGCCAUCCAUGGUUAAGGAAAACCUCUACUUUGUUGGAAAAGGAGUCACCUAUGAUACUGGUGGAGCUGAUAUUAAGGCUGGUGGUAUCAUGAGAGGAAUGUCUCGCGACAAAUGUGGUGCUGCUGCUGUUGCAGGAUUCAUGGCCACUGUUGCCGAACUAAAGCCUAAGCAUGUUAAUGUCACUGCCAUUCUGGGUUUGGUACGCAACUCUGUAGGUUCGAACGCUUAUGUUAGUGAUGAGGUCCUUUACUCUCGUGCUGGGCUUCGCGUUCUUGUCGGCAACACCGAUGCUGAGGGACGCAUGGUAAUGACUGAUCCACUUUGUGAAUGCAAAGAACUUGUCUUGGCUAAUCGCAAGGACGGUAUCAAUAUUCCCUCACGUCUUUUCACUGUCGCCACUUUGACAGGCCACGCCAUUCGAGCUUAUGGUCCCUAUGGUAUUUGCCUCGACAACGGACCCGCUCGCAAGGCCAACAUCAGUCCUCGCAUUCAAGCCGGUGGUCACAUUUUGGGUGAUCCUUUUGAAAUCUCAACCCUUCGGCGAGAGGACUAUGCGUAUGUCAUGCCCGGGUCUUCAGCUGAGGAUGUUGUCCAAGCCAACGACAAGUCAUCAAGUGAUACCCCCCGCGGCCAUCAGUACCCCAUGGCAUUUAUGUCCGUUGCCUCAGGGCUUUGUGAGUUUGGUUUAGACAAGGAGAAGAGGGAUCAAAUCGCCUACACUCAUGUCGACAUUGCUGCUUCAGCUGAGCAGCUUUCAGGCGUUGGCUUCAGCUUGCCAGAAGUCACUGGAAAUCCUGUCCCUUCCUUUGCUGCUGCUUUCUUAUUGUAAAAAAAAA